Molecule: messenger RNA, 1530 nt
Organism: Aphanomyces invadans
Lineage: Eukaryota; Oomycota; Saprolegniomycetes; Saprolegniales; Verrucalvaceae
Exons: 4
Coding region: 1-1530 (509 amino acids)
Molecular function (GO): nucleic acid binding
Source: RefSeq, a predicted model, not a curated record
AUGACGGUUCAUCUCCGCUCAGUCAACUCGCGCACGGAGCAACUCCAGUGGCCCAUGCCACAGCUCGAAGUCGCCCUCGGUUUCCUCACUGGCAGCCGUUUUUACUUCGCGCUCGAUUGGUUUCGUGAUUACUGGCAGCUGUCACUGUCCCCUGGAAGCCAGGAACUGUUCACUAUUAUGACUCAUCGCGGCAUGAUGACGCCGACGCGUGUGUCCAUGGGUGGUUCCGACAGCGUAGGCUAUUGCCAAUCAUGCGUUGAACUCAUUUUCAAAGAUGUGUUGUAUCGUGGGGUCCUCGCCUGGCUAGAUGACAUUCUGGGUUACGCUUCUACGGAAGAUGCGCUUCUCGACAUUUUGGACCGCGGGCUCCAGGCAUGCGCGUCCUCGGACCUCAAGCUACACCCAAACAAGUGUUCGUUUUUUCUCAAGCGUGCGAAGCGGUGCGUCGUUGGGGUAUCGUAUCACCUGUCGUCUCCGCCAGCUCUGUUGCACUGGCCCCUGUGCCUCUCUCUACUGCAGACUGCUGAUUUUGUUUGGCCCACGCUCGAUGAGAUUGCUAACAUUCAGCGUGGGUAUGACCUUGUGUGGAUUCCAGAUGAAGCGCGAUCGCUCCAAGCUCACCUCCUCGUGAUUGCUCAUGCCCACCUUUCUGACCAUCGUGGUGUGAACGCUACGCUAUUAUCACUCACUGAAUGGUGCGUGUGGGUUGCGCAGGCUGCCGAUUUCGCGGCGUUCGUUCAGUGCUGCUUGCACUGUAUCUGUGUGUCGGGUCGCAUGGUGCCACGUCCGCUUGGUGAGGCCCUCCAUGUCACCAAGCCCAACGAGCUGCUCCACACCGAUUUUCUAACCCUGCCCAAGGAUACGCUCACCGGCUGGCAAUACGUCCUGGCUCUCAAGGACGAUGCCUCUGGCUACUGUAUGCUUAUUGGAUUCAAGACCGCUACAGCCGAUGCCUUUGUCACAGGUUUGGACAUUCUGUCUUUUGCGCGCUACAACGAGGGUGGCCACAUGGUGCGCGCUUUUGGUGGCGUUCGCCCUGCGCGUGACUCGUUUGAGGUCAUGGUGUACUGGCUCGGGUUGUCUGAUGAUGAAGCCACGUGGGAGCCGCUAUCUACGCUGCUUGAAGACGUGCCGAUUUUAUUACAGCGUUAUUUUGAUGCUACCUUCGAUACUCCACAUGUUGCGGAUGCCCAAUGCUUUUUGGCCCAACAUUCCCCCGACGAUCGUGUCCCCCCUGCUCUCAAGGUGCCCCAUUUUACCCCUCCUGAUGAUGACCCAGUGACUCUGUCUGCCCCUGCAACGUCUCGUUCCACCUCGACGCCUCGUCCCGCCGCCUCGUCUCGUCCACGUUCGCGUUUGCAGCCUACCCGCUCAGCCGCCCCUGCGCCAGUGGAGGUUGCCUCGCCGCCGUCUCACCCUCCACGUGUUGACAAACUCAUGUCUGCUCCCUUUCGCCAACCUUCUGUGCAGCCUGCACAGGCCGCAGUUCCAGCCGUGAUCCCGUUGCGCCGCAAAAUGUCCCUGGGGUGA